GUCCUCCCCCCCCCCCCCCCCCCCCUCCACCCUCUCCACCAACCCCCCCAUCCUCGCAUCCUCCGUGCUUUCCUAUCCAAGUCAAACAUGGACGUCGUCAAUCAGCUGGUGGCUCAGGGUCAGUUUCGGGUUCUGAAGGUUCCCCUGGGCUUCAUCAAGGUUCUGCAGUGGCUCUUCGCCAUCUUGGCCUUCUCCACAUGUGGGAGUUAUUCCGGGACGUUCCGCGUCUCCGUGGAGUGCAAGAACCGCACAGAGAGCGACCUGAGCGUCCAGGUGGACUUUGAAUACCCUUUCAGGCUGCACCAGGUCUACUUCGACGUCCCCACAUGUAAGCGUGGCACGGAGCACGUCUUCCUGGUGGGCGACUACUCCUCCUCCGCCGAGUUCUUCGUGACCAUCGGCGUUUUGUCCUUCCUCUACGUGACGGCGGCGCUCGCCAUCUACGUCUUCUUCCUGGACAAGUACAAGGAGAACAACAAGGGCCCCCUGCUGGACCUGGGCGUGACGGCGGUGAUGACCUUCAUGUGGCUGGUGAGCUCGGCGGCGUGGGCGAAGGGUCUCUCCGACGUGAAGACGGCCACCGACCCCGACCGCGUCAUCACCUUGAUCUCCGCCUGCGAGGGUGAGGAGAACCGAUGCCGCGAGGUCCACGACCCCGUCAUGUCCGGACUCAACACCUCCGUGGCGUUCGGCUUCAUCAACCUGGUCCUGUGGGCGGGGAACCUGUGGUUCGUCUUCAAGGAGACGGGCAUCAUCGCCCCCUUCAUGAGAGCCCCGCCCCCUCAGGACAAGCCCGCCGCCCCGGAUGCGUACGAGCAGGACCCCUACGCCGGCGGCCAGGGCGGCUACCAGCCGGAUUACAACCAGGACGGCGAGUACCGCCAGCAGGACGCGCCCACCUCCUUCUCCAAUCAGAUGUGAGCCCUGAUCACGUGACCUUGGCAGGGCUUCCCACAAUGUAACGCCGCUGACAGGCGGUGAUGUCAUCAUACUAAAGGCCCCGCCCCCUUACCUCUCAUGAUGCUUCCUGCCCCGCCUCCUUUUCCCAACGUCGUCUUGAUGCUAACUAUGCUAAUAUUUCCUUUGUGUUAGCUAGCGCGGCUCAGCAGCCAAUCAGCAUCCAUCUCUGUGGGACGCUUGUGAUGCUCCUCCUUCCUGUGUGUGUGUGUCAGUAACCAUGGUGAUCAUGAUGAUGUUGUUGCUAUGGACACGCCCCCCCUGCUCUCUGUUCAGUGUAAGAUUUCAAUAAAGGGGAAAACAAA
Molecule: messenger RNA, 1262 nt
Organism: Nerophis ophidion (straightnose pipefish)
Lineage: Eukaryota; Metazoa; Chordata; Actinopteri; Syngnathiformes; Syngnathidae
Product: synaptophysin-like
Exons: 7
Coding region: 88-921 (277 amino acids)
Cellular component (GO): presynaptic active zone; synaptic vesicle membrane; synaptic vesicle
Source: RefSeq, a predicted model, not a curated record